AUGGAGACAAUUUUUCAGUUGUCUGGAGAACCCCCCAAGUAUGAUAAAGAAGAGAUGUGUACUCUUGAACUCCACCACUUUGGUAUGUUGGAGAAUGGCAUGUAUAAGGGAGGCAAACAUGAUCCUACUCAUAACAACGAGCUAGAGAGUGAAGAUAAAGGGCAACAACAACAUAGUGAAGAUGUUGGCAAUGAAGAUGAAUAUGAAGAGGAAGAGGAGGAGGAGGAGGAUGUUAUUGUUGACAGUGAUUAUGAAAUAAGUGAAGAAGAAGAAAAUGGUAAUAAAGAGGCUGCAUCAAGAGCACAACCAAGGAACGAUGCACCAAAUGAUGAAUAUGCACAAUGUUUUGAAGAGAUGAAUGAAAUGCCUCUUAAUGAAGCUACAGGGGAGAUAUCAGAUGAUGAUCAAGAUAGUGAUCGACUUCCUUCUGAUGAUGAUAGCUCUAGUGAUGAGGAAGAAGGGAGGAAUAUUAAAUUGGUGAAGAAUGAUAAUAAAAGGAUUCAAGCAAAGUGUGCAGGUCACACGAAAUGCCCUUUUAUUCUCUGGGCUUCCAAGAUAGACAGAGAUGAGCAGACAUUUGCCAUAAAGAGUCUGUCCUUAGAGCAUGAGUGUCCUAGAGUGGACAAACUGAAAUAUACUAAUUCAAGGUGGCUGUCCAAAAGGUUUGCUGACAAGAUUAGGAAAAAUCUUGACUGGGAUGUAGGGGCAUUCAAGGCUGAGGUUUUAGAAAAGUACCAUAUGAAUGUUUCAAAGCAUCAGAUUUAUAGAGCAAAGAACUUGUCCAAGGUGAUCAUUGAAGGCAGCUAUGUGGAGCAAUAUGCGAAGCUAUGGGACUAUGUAGAAAAAUUGAAGAAGGCUAACAAGGGCAGCACUAUGAUUAUAAAGAAUAAGAUGAAGGAUGGCUGCCAUUUAAAGGGACCUUACACUGGGCAAGUUUUAACAGUCGUUGGUAUUGAUGGGAAUAAUGGACUGUACCCAGUUGCUUAUGCUGUUGUAGAGGUGGAAUCAAAAAACUGGUCAACAAGUCAGCUUUCUUUGGUGUGCGAGCGUGCCACUGCUAGUAAUGAAAAGUCUAGCAGACUUAGUCUGGAAUGGAUAACUUGCGCCCCAAGUUACUGA
Prunus armeniaca (apricot) is the source of this 1119-nucleotide messenger RNA. NCBI's taxonomy places the organism in Eukaryota, Viridiplantae, Streptophyta, Magnoliopsida, Rosales, Rosaceae. The record is from the annotation of a GenBank genome assembly.